CAUUCUGCUUGCUGUGCUAUGCCACAUAGUCGUCCGCGUUCGGAACGUUCCCUUAGUCUUAAGGUCGAAGCCGCCUCAUGACGACAGGUAGACAAUAGCGUAUACGCUCGAGGAUAGCUCGGGUAAUCGGGUUUGGUUCCAUGUCGCUAAGACUUAUAGUGCAUUCGGCGGAGCAGGAAAAGGUGAGCGGGACAGGCGGAGUGGCUAGGAUUAGGAUAAGGGCUGGGCCUCCGAGCGAAUUGACUUCCAAUAUCUCUUCCCAAGACCUCCGCCACCUCCGCCUGAAGCCUGGAAGCCAAGCCUGGCAAGCCAUCAAACGUCCGGAACCGAAGAGUUGUGUCUUGAUCAUGUCCUCGACCACUACUGGCAAGCACGCCUUGCCAACACCAAGUACGGCAUGGCUACUAUUUCACUCCAUCGCCAAGCACCCAAGAGCCUGGUUGGUCUCUUGGCAGCUAUUGAGUCCACUGACGUAUUGUAGGAUAUCGCUGGGCGAGAAGAUGAAAAUCCAUUGGGGACGUCCAUCUAUAAGAAAGGCACAUGCCUGUCACUUUUGGACUUUUAGAACACUAUCAAAUUACCCCUCAGAUCAACCGUGGUUCGGUCAAUGAUAGACUACCACUUAUCUGUCAUCUCCAGUAUUUUACCACAUCUAAUAUCGAAAUUAUUUUAUUCUCA
Pseudovirgaria hyperparasitica is the source of this 678-nucleotide messenger RNA. RefSeq lists its product as uncharacterized. The transcript has a single exon. NCBI's taxonomy places the organism in Eukaryota, Fungi, Ascomycota, Dothideomycetes, Acrospermales, Acrospermaceae. Bases 141 to 611 code for a protein of 156 amino acids. The record is from RefSeq and is a predicted model, not a curated record.